CCCUCCCCCUCCCUCUCCCUCCCCGAAAGGCCCGUCCGGAAACGCCGCCGCGUCGCCUUCCGCCCCUGGUCCCCCGAUCCCGCCGAGCGCGCCGUCGUCCGCACCGGAUCCGUCCCCCUCCGACUCCCCGGCUGCGACGCCGACGCCGACGCCGCCGAUCCCUCCUCCUCCUCCUCCUAUUCCUCGGCCUUCGCCCCCUCGUCCCCCCCGCCCUGGGGACUGCGCGGACUGAACAACCUCGGCAACACCUGCUUCAUGAACUCCAUCCUCCAGGUCCUCCUCCACGCCCCGCCGAUCCGCAACUACUUCCUCAGCGACCGCCACAACCGCUUCCUCUGCCAGCAGCGGUCGCGCAAGAAGAAGGCGCCCGGCGCCGAUCCGCCGGCCUGCUUAGCCUGCAAUCUCGACGAGAUGUACUCCGCCGUCUUCUCCGGCGAUCGCUCUCCGUAUAGCCCCGCCAAGUUCCUCCAUAGUUGGUGGCAGCAGGCAUCGAACCUGGCUAACUAUGAGCAACAGGAUGCGCAUGAAUUUUUCAUUUCCAUUCUCGACAGAAUCCAUGAAAACAUGGAAGAUGACCAGCACAAAUCUCGAAGCCAAGGCCAUAGAGACUGUUGCAUCGCGCACAGGGUUUUCUCUGGUGUCUUGAGAUCAGAUGUGACUUGCACGAAUUGCGGUUUCACAUCCACCACAUACGACCCUUGCCUAGACAUCUCCUUGGACUUGGAUUCUGGCCGUAACAGUAUGGCCUCCUUAAAACCACAUAUUCGCAAUGGGGAGAAAGACUUGAGCUAUGGAGUAUCCACACUCAUGAGAUGUUUGGAGAGCUUCACAAGGCCCGAGAGGUUGGAUUCGGAGCAAAAAUUCUUUUGUCAACGCUGUAAAGAUAGGAAAGAAUCCCUGAAGCAGAUGUCUAUAAGGAGGCUUCCAUUAGUUACCUGCUUCCAUAUCAAAAGAUUCGAGCAUUCAUCGGUCAAGAAGAUGUCGAGAAAGGUCGACCAUUAUUUGCAGUUUCCAUUUUCUCUUGACAUGACUCCUUAUCUAUCAUCCUCCAUCUUAAGGAGCCGAUUUGGGUACCGAAUAUUUCCUUCCGUUGGUGAUGAUUCCGAUGCAGCUAAUGAACUAUCAUCGGAAUUCGAGAUAUUUGCCGUGAUUACACACAGCGGCAGAUUAGAUGCUGGCCAUUAUGUAACUUAUCUCCGGCUUAAUGAUCACUGGUACAAGUGUGAUGAUACUUGGAUAACAAGUGUGGAUGAGAAUAUCGUGAGGGCGUCACAAGCGUACAUGUUGUUCUAUGUACAGAAGAUGCUCUGCUAUGAGGCAAGAGAAGGUGUGGCUGCAUCAUAAUUUUAAUGAAAGACGGAUUUGGGAGUUUUUAGAACUAGAUUGACGGCCCUAAAUUUCAUAGAAAAUCCUUUAAUCUCUUUCGUAUGAGAGAUUGGUGGAUUUAGGGCGCUUUCAAUCAAUCAAGAGCUAAAUAGAUGAUCUUGGGAAUUUCGGGAAAGAAGGGAAUUUGAUGGGGAAAAUCAAAGUCAAGACUCAUUUAAGAGGGAAGUGGCGGAGAAGAAAAUCGGUCGAAGUUUGGAUUUCCGCUUCCUAAUUCACCUACUAUUAUAAUUUAAGGAUAGAGAUGGGCGGUUUUCGCAUUGAUGCCAAAACAAUUUUGGCAUUGUUUUGAUGUGCGGCAAUGUUUUCUAACCAGUUAAUUGCUGAUAAUUUAUAAAGCACAAACAGAAAUGAGGAUAAAAGGAACCUAUUUUUUUUGCGGUGUUCCUUCCAAUAGAAAAGCUUUGUACUAGAGUACAAUUUUGCUAAAUGAUCUGUUUCCUCUUAUUAUCUCUCUGUCUUUCUCUAAUUUUUUGCCGUGUUUUCUGUGCCAUAUUUUUUGUGGUUAUGAAAAGAGAAUUCAUGCCUUUAUUUUAGUUUACAAAGGCGGAAGGCCCCAUGCUUUGCGAGAAGUCCCAGUCAGUUAAGAGAGGACGAUACAGAGGGAUAAGGAGAAUAGAUGACGGGAUAAAGAGGGAAAAGGAGAAAGGACGAGGAGAUGAAGAGGGAAAAUGAGAGGGGUGGACAAAGGAGAGAUUGUGCAACAUUGCAUAAGAAUGAUUUCUCAUGUGCAUGAUUUGGUUUCUGCUCUUUAUGACACUGAUACUAAUCGUUUGGAAACCCAUUCUGCAAAUGCAUUGACUGAGACAAAAUUCCUGCAAAUACAACCACUUGAUCAGAAUGUAUUUAGUCACUGUAGAAAAAAUUUGUUCAACAUGUAUAUAUGAUUUCAUA
Molecule: messenger RNA, 2277 nt
Organism: Ananas comosus (pineapple)
Lineage: Eukaryota; Viridiplantae; Streptophyta; Magnoliopsida; Poales; Bromeliaceae
Product: ubiquitin carboxyl-terminal hydrolase 22-like
Exons: 3
Coding region: 256-1344 (362 amino acids)
Biological process (GO): protein deubiquitination
Molecular function (GO): cysteine-type deubiquitinase activity
Source: RefSeq, a predicted model, not a curated record